Solea solea (common sole) is the source of this 1680-nucleotide messenger RNA. It is a transcript of the gene arl3b, whose product is annotated as ADP ribosylation factor like GTPase 3b. The transcript has 7 exons. The coding region runs from base 1 to 672 and encodes 223 amino acids. NCBI's taxonomy places the organism in Eukaryota, Metazoa, Chordata, Actinopteri, Pleuronectiformes, Soleidae. Gene Ontology annotation, cellular component: microtubule cytoskeleton; cytoplasm. Gene Ontology annotation, biological process: cilium assembly. Gene Ontology annotation, molecular function: GTPase activity; GTP binding. The record is from RefSeq and is a predicted model, not a curated record.
AUGAGACUUUCCCCCCAACAUUCCGUGAACGCAGCACGAGAACGAGUUCUGUACGUAACGGUGCGUCUGACGUCAUCCUCCUUAGUAACCCUCAGCGGUGUUUCCAAGAGAGAAAGCAACAAGAUGGGUUUGUUGUCCAUCCUGCGCAAGCUGAAGAGCACACCAGACCAGGAGGUCAGGAUACUGCUGCUGGGUCUGGACAACGGCGGGAAGACCACUCUGCUCAAACAGCUGGCCUCCGAGGACAUCAGCCACAUCACCCCCACACAGGGAUUCAACAUUAAGAGCGUCCAGUCUCAGGGCUUUAAACUGAAUGUGUGGGACAUUGGGGGCCAGAGGAAGAUCAGGCCAUACUGGAGGAACUACUUUGAGAACACUGAUGUGUUGAUUUAUGUCAUUGACAGCGCUGACCGAAAGAGGUUUGAGGAAACAGGUCAGGAGCUGGCUGAAUUGUUGGACGAGGAGAAGUUGAGCGGUGUUCCUGUUCUUAUCUUUGCAAACAAACAGGAUCUGCUCACAGCUGCCCCUGCCUCUGAGAUCGCAGAGGGUCUUAAUCUGCACACCAUCCGGGAUCGCAUGUGGCAGAUCCAGUCCUGCUCCGCCCUCACUGGUGAGGGGAUUCAGGAGGGAAUGAAUUGGGUCUGCAAGAGCGUCAACUCCAAGAAAAAAUAGCUUUGCUUUUAGUCUUCUACUCCUUAGGAGGAACAGCAGCAGCAUACACUCACCUACACUGACACACAAUGCAACCUCCUGAGCCUUAGUACGAUGGAAUAUACCUGUGAAUGUAAACACACUACUAAUCCAACAUGGACUUGGAGUUUUUAACCCCCUGCAUUCCUGCAUUCCUGUUUCGCCAAUUUACUAAUGUCAUCGCAUCUUCCUACGCUGGCCUCUACAAAGAGGAGGGGCGCAUGCCAGGAAAUCAACCGCCUCCUCUUCUCCACGGUCCACCCACGUCACCGUCCCUUUCUCAACCACCAUCCACAGCCUGACUCAACCUCAAACAUUCCCAUUAAACUGCUGUCUUUCAUUGGAAUUACAGUUUAUUCUUUAAACUUUUACAAGCAUAUUUUGCGCCACCUCUUUCCUACAACUUUGUUGGGUUUUUUUUUUGUUUUUUUUUUUAAAUCAUUCCACAAUGGCUGUUCGCGCUUUUCCUGCUAUAGCUCUGUUUUGAAGUGAGGUAUAUUUUUGUAAUUGUUUUAUUUAUGGUAAAGUAGAUUUUAGAGUGCUUUUAAAACAACCAGUGUGGCGUGUGUGAUUUUUAAGGAUGUUGGAGAAUGGGUCUGACUCUCCCCACUACAGAAUAUAACUAGGUUACAUGUUAAUAUGUAUAAAAAAAAAAAAGAUGAAAUUAAAUGGUUUAGAGGAAAUGACAUUUUGGAUCAUCUGUAAAUAGAUCCCUGUCUAGGCCCUGUGUUCAUAUGUUAAUAUUAUGCACAUAUUAUAGAGUAUAUGUUACCCUGCUGUAUUUUGUAGUCUAUAAUGUAUGCAUAUUUAAUAUGUGCUGGCAGAGUUUGAACAGAGAGUGUGCUGUUUGUACUGUAUGUCCCAAUGCAUUUCUUUGUGCGCUUUUGGGGUCGUAAGAGAUUUCGCUAUUUAGGCAUUUCCUUUUCAUAUUCUUGAAUGUAACUUGUCCAGAAUUGAAGGUACUGUAUGUGAAUAAAAAUGUUUCCAAAA